Molecule: messenger RNA, 2103 nt
Organism: Symbiodinium natans
Lineage: Eukaryota; Dinophyceae; Suessiales; Symbiodiniaceae
Source: the annotation of a GenBank genome assembly
AUGGAAGCAUCGCGAAAACCGAGUGCGGCGCCUUCCUUGGCUAACAGCGUGAAAUCCGAGUGGGAUGCUGCCCGGGUUACCCCCAUGCUCAGCAACAGGAGGAAAACACUGUCCAGCAGAUUCGUCAAAGCAAAAACGUCGAACUUUUGGGCUGAGGGUGACGAGGCAAGGAGUUGCAGAGGACGCUUCAAGAAGGCUGCCGUGGCCUACACACGCAGCAAAGUUGCGGCCAAUCUGUUCGCUGUGAUUGUCUUGGUAGAUUUUCUCUGUACCUGCCUGGACGUUGAUGCUAGAGCUGCGGGAGAGAAGACGCCGGACCUUGUGCAAAUUACAUCAGACAUCUGCCUUUGGGCGUACAGCCUGGAAACCAUUUUGCUUCUCAUCGUGAAGGGGCCUAGAAUUUUCUUGGAUGUCAUGAUGAUGUUGGAUGCAUUUGUGCUCCUGUGCGGGUAUGUGGAAACGAUUAUGCAGUACUUGGGUCAUGGCGAGCUGUUGUCGACAGUUGCAAUAUUCCGAAUGCUGCGCCUGGUGAGAAUCCUGCGUGUGACGAGAGUGCUGCGGAGGACGGGAGGCUUUCGCGAACUACAGAAGCUCAUACGCAUGAUGUCAACCUGCAUAAGGACACUCUUCUGGUCUUUUGUAUUUUGUUUCAUUGUCAUGACGGUGUGGGCGCUCCUCAUCGUCGAGCUACUAAACCCGCUCAUGGACAUCAUCAACCAAGAGACGGGAAUUUUUGAUGACUGCCCGCAGUGCAUCAAGUCCACACAAUCCGUGAUGCGUGCAAAUGUGCUCUUGUUCAAGACGGUGAUCGCUGGUGAUGGGUGGGGAUUAAUCGCUGUGCCGUUUAUCGAAGCGUACCCUCUCUCUGCGAUCAUCUUCUGUGGCUCACUGCUGACGCUUGUGUUUUGCGUGAUGAACCUGAUUGUUGCAGUGGUCGUAGACACAUUUGCAGAAGCUCGCGAGCGCGAUGUCAUGAAUUUGGCAGAGGAGAUAGAGAACAACGUAACGGUCGACCGAGAGCGCUUGGAAAAGAUCUUCCAGCGCAUCGAUGCGGAUGGAAGUGGCAUGGUGACAUUCGACGAGCUCUUGGAGGGAGCUCGCAAGGAUCCCGAGUUUCAGAGCCGAUUGCGGGUCAUGGAUAUCGACGAGGCCGAUCUGGAGCAGCUGUUUGAGAUGAUCGACGUGAACGGUGAAGGAGAAAUUGCGGUGGCGGAGUUCAUCGCACCUUUGUCACGCUGGGUGACCGACUCAAAGACGGCGCCGCGCUUCAUCAAGUACAACAUGCUCCGCUCGCUCGCUCAGCAGGAGGAGCUGUACUCCCUCUCUCGAAGAUGUUUUGAGACCUUGGUCUGUCGGAUGGAGGAGCUCGUGACCUUUCUCCAUGGCGAAAACUCAGCAAGCUUGCUGCCAAGCCCGGACGCCCAGUUCGUCUCCAGCAGGACGAAGGAUGAGGUGGCUCAGCCAACCAUGGAGUUGGAGUUUGUGGUGGGCACCCAGGAGUUGCAACCCUUCUCGAGCUCCAAGGAUGCUGGGCUUGCGGAGGCAGAUGGCGAAGCCAUCGAGCAGCCGCACUCGUCGCAAAAGGCGUUCUUGCAACCAUCCCCCGACGAGGAGGAGGCGAUCAAAAAUGCCAUAGAGAGUCUGGAGAGACAUGUGCUUAAUGCCACGGAGCUCGCGCUGAAGGGAUCGGUGGCUCUGGUCGAGCAGGCACUGAGGGAUCGGCAAAGGCGCCACCGACGGAGUCCCAACCGCAUAGCAUCCGGUACUCCUAACCUCCAGCACCUGCUCGAAGAUCAUGUCUUCGAGAGACGCCAAGAAAAGAAGCACUCUCUCCAGCCCUUUCGCGACAUCGAGACUCCCGAAGCCUUUUCGCCUCAGAGACCACGGCUGCCAAUCGGGACCUUUGGAAAGCCAGGAUCGCCAAGUUCCCCACAACCUUACCCAAGGAGGAAUGGGAGCAAAGAAAUCGUGAAAAGCACAGAUACAAGCUCUUGGUACAGGGGAAGUCCGGCAGGGAGUCCAAACUACGUCCACAUCCGAACGGAUGAGAGGACUCAGAAAAGGCUAAGUCAGUCAAAGCGUCCACAAGAGCAUCCCCAAUAA